Chenopodium quinoa (quinoa) is the source of this 630-nucleotide messenger RNA. RefSeq lists its product as uncharacterized. The record is from RefSeq and is a predicted model, not a curated record. Lineage: Eukaryota; Viridiplantae; Streptophyta; Magnoliopsida; Caryophyllales; Amaranthaceae. The transcript has 2 exons. Bases 1 to 630 code for a protein of 209 amino acids.
AUGAGAAUUACAAACUAUGAAGUGGAUAGGAUAUUGAUAGAUGGAGGCAGCUCAGCCAACAUCAUAUACAUCAGCGCGUUCAAGGAGCUGAAGUUGGACAAGAAAGAUUUGAAGAGGGUGAGUUACAAAGUCACCGGGUUUAAUGGAUCAGGGCUAACCCUGGAAGGCAUAAUCGAGCUCUCAAUCCGGGUGGGUGACAGAUCAAGAAGGCAUGAUGUUCAAGCAGAAUUCCUUGUGAUAAACUCUCCUUCACCCUACAAUGUGAUCAUGGGAAGACCACUCUUCCACAAGAUAUGCGGAGUGGUAUCCACCUAUCACCUUGCCAUGGCCUACAAAACUAAUGAGGGACGGGUACACCUCGUAGAGCUGCUGAGGAAGAACAAGGAUAUUUUCGCAUUUUUCGCUAAUGAGAUGCCCGGAAUUGACCCUGCAGUCGUGGUACACCGGCUGAAUGUGAAGGAGGACAUUAAGCCAGUUAGGCAGAAAAAGCGAAGGUUCUUCACAGAGAAAAAUCAAGUAAUCCAGGAGGAGGUGGAGAAACUCUUGGAGGCAGGAUUUAUUGAACCUUGUGACUACCCAGAGUGGUUAGCCAACGUGGUCAUGGUGAAGAAAGCAAAUGGCCCGUGGUGA